AUGGGUUUUCCUCAGCAGGUCCAGUGCAGCAGCUUAUGUCUGACACUCCUAUCAUCAGAGGAGUAUGGAUCAGUGGCUUCAACACCAGACUCGACCCCACCAUGCACCGAUGGUGGGAAUGAAGAGUCUGAACUGUGCGAGUUGCAGACUGCCCGGGAAUGGUCAGAGGAUGACGAGGGGGCAGACGGAGAUGAUGCAGAUGGGUUGGCCUCUUCUCCAUCUCUGUGGGGCACCCCUCGCCAACACUCGUAUGAGCUAACAUUCUCCUACAUUGCCAUCGCUGAGCCCGAGGCGGUGGGAGUGUCACGACACCUAAGAGAGCGGCGCAGAGGCGGCUCCAGGAGCAGCCGCACCACUCUGUUUCGCACCGACACACUGGAAACACUGUUGGACUCUCCUGAUGUGGAGUGGGACUCUCAGGCAUUCCUUACACAGGAGGGGCAAGAGGCAGCAGCAGCAACAGCAGCAACAGCAGCAGUAGAGACAUGUCUAGAAACAUCCCACGCAGAAUGGACAAACUUCGAAAGAGAAAAUUAUGGACUAUCAGAACAAAGUACAAGUCAACUCUAUCAGUACCAUGAAACUCAGGAGGAAGACGCAGGGUUUCAAAGGAACGAGACUUUCACUAUCCACACCUCCACCCCCUCACAUCACCCCUCACACACUCUACAGUCAGCAACAUCGUCAUCAUCCCCGGAGACCGUGUCCCCAGUCUCCAGGGAAACCCUUUCAGUGAAGCGGCUCACAUCUGUGCAGCUUCCAGCUGUUGCUGCAACGGGACUUAAAUCUCAGGAUCAGCUGGUCAGCGAGCACUGGUUCUCAGCACUGGACUUAGCUGAGGCUGAUGUGGCCUGGACUCUCAGAGCAGCGAGCAGGGCACAGCCAAAAACAGCUCAGAAGGACCAGUGGAGCUCAGACAGUGGGACAGACAGUGACAGCAGGCAUAAAGGGAACACUGGAGCAGCACUCAAAAUGGCCAGUAAAGCAAUGGACCUGAUCUACUGGAAGGACACUGAGCGCUCGGGCAUGGUGCUGACGGGGCUGGUGGUGGGCCUGCUGUCACUGUUUCAGCUCAGCAUCAUCUCGGUGUUGGCCACUGUCUCCCUUGCCGUCAUGUGCUUCACCAUCUCUGUGAGACUCUACUACCAAGUCCUCUACAUCCUCAACUGGGGAGACGGGGUGCACCCCUUUAAGACAUACCUGGAUCUGGACAUCAGCUUGAGUGGCGAGCUGGCAGAUAAAUUGAUGCAAAAAGCUAUUGUAACUACUGUGUCAGUUGUGGAUGCUCUGAAGAGACUUUUUUUUGUGGGAAAUCUUUUUAAUUCCCUCAAGUUCCUGUUUCUGCUCUACCUUGUGACAUUUGUGGGAAAAUUGUUCAACGGCCUUACGCUGCUCAUCAUAAGUAUCAUUGCCCUGUUUUCCUUGCCUUUGUUGUAUCAAAGACACCAGGAGCAGGCCGACAAGAUCAUUGCUAAAGUUCAGGGUCAUUAUGACAACAUUUCAGAGAUUCUGCUGCGACUCGCCCAUGGGGGCUCUCCACCCCCUGAUCCAACAGCAGAUGGCGCUAAACCUAAAACCCAGUAA
Molecule: messenger RNA, 1584 nt
Organism: Knipowitschia caucasica
Lineage: Eukaryota; Metazoa; Chordata; Actinopteri; Gobiiformes; Gobiidae
Source: the annotation of a GenBank genome assembly